AUGCUUUCGCGGGGUCGCCCGUGUCUGAGAAGGCGCCUACCUGCCGUCUCAGACACAGUCGCGACCGGCUCCCAUGAGCCUCUGCUGUUCCUGUAUCCUCGCUGGGUAGCGCCUGCUCUGCGGCAGCGACGACCGUUCUCCUUGACAUCAAUCGAGCUACCUGCGACCACAUGCCGAGCCUCGCGUACGCCUUUUCGCCCGGUGAUCCCCGCUGGCCCUUCGUUCGCUCGACACUCGUGCCGAUGGAUCUCCGACAUCCCCAAGAAGACGACCGAUCUGACGCCGAAGCCACCUCCUCACAACGUACCUGGCGAAAGCCCCAAAGAGAAUGAUGGGAAAACAUCCGAUUUCAAUGGCUCGAAGCGGAGUGGCGGUAAUCAACUCGCCACCAAGUCCGAAGAUGAUGCUCUCCAACGGCAGCCAGAAGGGCACCCCGCGCCGAAAGUCGACAAGGGACAGGGAACGUGUCUAGUUAUGAAUCGACCCAACUCGGUAGAUUAUAGCAAACUAUCUCCAACAGCGCGCAAGUUACGGGAAUAUUCCAUUCGCGACCAACAGAAGAUCUUCAGACGCGAGUAUGUGAAAAAGUACUAUCGAAAACUGGGAAAGACAUACCUCGACAACGGUUGGAUCAGAACGAUGAAAAUGUUGGAUCAGCUUCUUGAAAAAAGUAAACGGAACAAGACCAAGAAGAACCCACUCAAGGAGAAGGAGCUUCUUGUUUCAGAGGAAACCCUUGCCACGUUUGUUGGUGUGAACCAGUACACUUUUCAAGAGAACAUUUGGUUCAUUGCGAUCAACAAUGGUUGUCGUGUGCGAGUUUUGCCUGUGGAACGAAACAAAGGCUUCCUCCGCCGAAUUCUUCUGUCCGGAACAAGCCGUGCCAUAGAGUUGACCGAGACAACAUUCGCGAGUGCAAAAAGUGCACGAGAUCAAAGUGACCCACUCGCUGAGUAUUCAAGGUUAGCGGCUCCUAUCUGCUCAUCUCAGGAGGCUCUGGCGCGCUCGGGUCUACCAAAACCAUUGAUCCAAGGAUCUUGGUACUUUCAACACGAAGAUGGAAUGAAGACCAUGACCUUGGACCAACUUACAGCAAGUCGCCCUGAGAUCAAGUCAUGGAAGGAUUUCGUUGAGCUUGUCGAAGACAUUGUGCAUUCGAGGCCGCCUAAUAGCCACGAAUAUUCCUUGAACUACUCACCGAAACCCAAAGGGGCGAAGAGGACAAACUUGACGCACGGGAAACGGGUCAAGACAGCUCUUCAGAGACUAUUUGCUUCGGAAAUACAUUACCACUACUUGUCGAGUGCUGCUCUUCACAUGGCAUUGGAGUGGCUUUGUCAACAUGAGGAAAACGCCCUUGCACAGGCAAUUUGUGCCCGUCAUCGGCAUAUCACCACAGUGGAAACAUACAACAUGUUGCUGAAGUUUGCGGUGAAGAGACAGGAUCUCAGGGAAUUCCACUCUCUCUUGGCACAAAUGGGCAGACAUGAUAUCAAUCCAAACCCACAGACGUGGAUCAUCUUACUCAGCGCCCUGGUGAAACCCAAGGAGAAGGCUGAGCUUAUCGCACGUAUGGUACAACACAACUACCUGUCUGACAAAGCCAUCAUCCGGGAUGCACUUCAUCAGACAAUCCAAGAUUCACUGCUUGUGCAUCUGGAUGCUGGAAAUGAUAUAGAUUCAUUCUUCGAGCUCAUGGCCCGUACCUAUGGCGCUGAUGAGGCCAGCGCAGCUUUGACGGGCCAGAUUUUUGAAGCACUAGCUCGGUUGAGGGAUCAUGAUUCGAUUGACCGGUUGAUGCAGAUUUGUGUUGAAAAAAGCUUGGUGAUUGACGGAAACGCGCUCAGCUCACUCAUGAUCAUCAACCGUUCCAGAAUCCACAAGGCUAUACAGUACUUCUUGCGAUUCGAGGGUGACCCGGCGUUGCCGUCUCCUACAUCUAAAAACCGCGAGACCUUGUUCUUACAGGCAUACAUGGCCCGCUGCUAUAACGUUUGUCGUGUCUUAUGGCGGUAUGCAUGCCUGAGAGGCGAGGUGACCUACAAGAUGAAACAAACUGUCCUUACUUCGUUGUGUCGUAAUGAAAGCAAGAGGGCCAACAGUGAGCUCAGGACCCUGUGGGAUCUCGACGCUGGCAAAGUCAUGGUUGGCAUUGACUUCCACCAUGAAACCUAUCACAUGCCCGAGUCCAUUCUGAAAGAACUUCCUCCUGAGUGUCGCGACAAUCCUCUUUCCUUCCUCAAUGGGUGGAAGGGCCAAGGCGAUGGACGAGAGAUUCAGCUGCGCCUUACCAACGCCAUUAUUCACCAUGACAUGGGACUCGCUUCUACCUACAAACCCAAGCACCCUCUUCAAAUCAUGUUGGAAGCAGCAUAUCGCAUUGAUCGAGAGUGGCAUGACAUACCACGACCUCUGAACUGGAAGCAACAGAACGCCAUUCAAGUCCCUCUUAUCCCCAAGUGGGAUAGGAGAACCCCACCAACCGCUCUCGAGUGA
Molecule: messenger RNA, 2496 nt
Organism: Penicillium brevicompactum
Lineage: Eukaryota; Fungi; Ascomycota; Eurotiomycetes; Eurotiales; Aspergillaceae
Exons: 1
Coding region: 1-2496 (831 amino acids)
Molecular function (GO): protein binding
Source: RefSeq, a predicted model, not a curated record